This is a messenger RNA of Poecilia latipinna (sailfin molly), 4283 nucleotides long. Its product is annotated as neural cell adhesion molecule L1-like protein. Bases 30 to 1973 code for a protein of 647 amino acids. The transcript is spliced from 14 exons. Gene Ontology annotation, biological process: brain development; cell-cell adhesion; axon guidance. The record is from RefSeq and is a predicted model, not a curated record. Gene Ontology annotation, cellular component: axon; plasma membrane. Gene Ontology annotation, molecular function: cell-cell adhesion mediator activity. Lineage: Eukaryota; Metazoa; Chordata; Actinopteri; Cyprinodontiformes; Poeciliidae.
UUGCAGACUCCCCAGUGGCCAACAGGAAGAUGCUCGGCGAUACCAUCUUUUUACAGAACGCCAAAGCCUCUGACAGCGCCGUCUAUCAGUGUGAGGCCUCCAACAGACACGGGACCCUUCUGUCCAACGCCAACAUCAUGAUCAUGAAUUUACAGCCUAUGAUUCUGACCAAUAACGGGGAGGACUACUCUGGAGUGGAAGGAAAGGGAGUGAUGAUGCACUGUAAGGUCUUCAGUUCUCCUCCUUCAGCAAUCACUUGGAGCAGAGAUGACUCCUCUGAGUCGGUGGCGGGGCCCCGGUUUACGCUUCAUGACAACGGUUCGCUGGAGAUCCACUCGGCAGAGAAAGGUGAUGCGGGACAGUACACCUGUUUGGCUAAAAACACGGAGGGAUCAUCCGCCAUCGACGCCAUGCUCUACAUAAAAGAUCCCACCAGAAUAGUGGUGGCCCCAAAGGACCUGCGGAUCUUAAAAGGCAGCGCAGCCCAGCUCUCCUGCCUGGCAGAGUACGACAAGUCCUUCAGCAAUGACUUUGAGCUCCUGUGGGAGAAAGAUAACAUACAGAUAGCGCUCAACUACACAGUUAAUCCCAGAUACAUCAUGGAGGACGGCUAUCUUAACAUCAGUGGCGUUAGCCAUGGAGAUCAGGGUGUGUACAGUUGUGUGGCGAAGACUCCGCUGGACAGAGACACAGCUUCAGCCUUCCUCAUGGUGUUAGAUGUCCCUGUCGCUCCAGAGAACUUGGUUUUAUCUGAGUACAAGAGUAAAAGUGUAAAGCUGGAGUGGAUCCCUGGGGACGACCACAACAGCUCCCCUACUGAGUUCAUCAUCGAGUUUGAGGAAAACAAGUGGGAGCCAGGAAACUGGAAGGUGCUUCUCCGAGUCCCUGGGAACCACAACUCUGCCGUUCUCAGGCUCCACGGUCACGUUGAGUAUCGCUUCCGUGUUUACGCCAUCAGCGCCAUCGGAGCAGGGCCACCCAGCGAACCCACAGAGAGAUACAAGACCCCCCCGUCAGCCCCUGACAAGAACCCAGAAAAUAUCAAAAUCGAAGGUCAUUUGCCACAUGAAAUGAAUAUCAACUGGGAGCCACUGCUGCCCAUCGAGCACAACGGACCCGGCCUGGAGUACAAGGUGAGCUACAGGCGGCAGGACGGGCAGGAGGAGUGGACGGAGCACACCGUGAAGAGGCACUCGUUUGUGGUACAGAACACUCCCACCUUCGUUCCCUAUGAGGUGAAGAUCCAGGCCAGGAACAACCAGGGCUGGGGGCCUGAGCCCAGAAUUGUGAGCGGAUACUCAGGAGAGGACUUUCCCUCUGCUGCACCUGAUGACGUAGCUGUGGAGGUGAUGAACAGCUCAGCGGUCAGAGUGACCUGGACACCCGUCCACAAGGACAAGCUUCAUGGACAUCUGGGAGGCUACAGGAUAAACUGGUGGCGCCUGCGCAGCCUGGUGGACUCGAAGAAAAGCCACGGAGACAAACAGUCUCUGGCGUUCCCCGGGGAUCGGACCCACGCCACCGUGCCGGGCCUGACACCCUUCUCUGACUACAGCCUCAUUGUCAUGACCUUCAACGGGCGAGGCAACGGUCCGGGCAGCCAUCCGUUCAACUUCAGAACCCCAGAGGGAGUCCCAGAGAAAAACCCAGUUUUGAGGGUCACAAAUGUAAAGAGGAACUCUGUGUCUCUGGCCUGGGCCCCUCCUUUGGAGCCCAAUGGGAUUCUAACAGGAUAUCUACUGGAGUACCAGCUCAUUAACGACACAGAGGAAGUUGGGCCUCUGCAGGCUGUGAACAUCAGCAACCCUAACACCACCAAGUGGAUCCUGCAUGAAUUAGAGCCUCUGACCAAAUACAAGUUGUAUCUUCGCUCCUGCACUGCGGUUGGCUGUGGGCCCGUUGUCAGCGAGGAGAGCACCACCGCCCUGGAAACAACUUCUUCUUUGGCUCCUACUGUUGGCAUCAGUAUGUAGAUCUAUGUUUAUGCAGAAAGUGGGAUGUCGUACCAACACACACUCUUGUUUUUAACUUUAUGCAAUUUACAAUGGUAUUCAUGUGUUGUCAUUUUAGAACUACAGACUUCAACAUAUUUUACUGGAUUUCAACUCAUUGGCCAAAAUGUAUUAGAGCAAAAUUGGUUCUGUGAUUUUGAAACCUUUUUGUUGUUGAUACAAUUUUGAAAAGUGUGCUUUUCUCAGUUCCUUCAGUUUUUCACAAUUCUGCGAACAAAGAAAUUCAUGUGAAAGUAACAGAGCCCCACAUUUUUCACACUAAUGGAUAGUUAUUAGUUUACUGAUAAUUUCCCACAAAACAUUGGGUUUAAGUGACUGCUAACUCUCACCUGCAAGUGACAAUAUUUUUUUAUUUCUUCUCAGGGGUUGUGUUAACAGAAUAUUUUUCAUCUUUUAAUUUUUAAACAAUGACAGAAAACUCUGAAGGCCAUCUGUUUUUUGAUGGAUUAUAAUUGGCACACCUGACCACUUGGUGCAGACACACAAACAUUUUCAACUUAUGGAACUUAUGGAAGAAACGCUCUGAUGCAGCUGAACCAGUGGUGAGGACAGAGUUCAUUCCACAGCAUUUCCUCCUGCUGCUCCUCAUUCAGAGAGUCUUACUGACUUCUGAUCACUUCGUUUAGAGAAAAGUUUCCUGAUUUCAAAAUGUUGGUUGAGUUGGAGCUUGUAAUUCCAGUCCAGUAUUGCAUUAAACCAUGGUUUCAUCCUCCCGAUCAAUAUCAAAACUCUGAAACAUUUGAUUAUGCACAAGGGGAGGACAAUUAACAUCAAUGUACUUUGUUUCCUUCUUGUAGACUUUGAAGAGGGUCUAGAAGGAAAAAGUAUGGAAAAAUUCCUUGCAAAUAUUUGUAAAGCAGCACAGCAAAAUAUGUGGUUUGGGUUGAAAUAAGACAGCAAAAAAUAUGAGUGACUAACUUCUAUCCAGUCUCACUAAUCGCAACGUUGUAAAUCAGUCAUUUGUUGCGAUUCCAACUGUAAGUCGUUUGGGGUCUGUCUGUCUCUACAUCUAAAGACAAAUUUGUUUCAGCCAAUUCUUCCAUUCUUGUUUUUUAAUUGCUGUGGAUCUGUCAGACUGGGUGGAGAGCAAUGAUUGUGGCCAUCAGUUUUUUAGUCUUGCUUCAGAUUCUCAAUUAGAUCUGGACUGGGCCAUUCUAACACAUAAAUAGGUUUUGAUCUAAUUAUUUACAUGGUAGCUGCAUCGCUGGAGUUGUUCUCCUGCUGCAAGAUUAACCUUCACCUCAGUGUUAUGUUUUUACAGUCGCUAAAUGGUUUUCUUCAAGAACUGCCUUGAAGUUCAUCAUUAACUCUGUCUGACUUUCCUGUUCCUACUGAAAAAUCGCACUCCCCACAGCAUGAUGCAGCCACCACCAUUUUUCACACGUAGGAUUUUGUACCUUGUACCUGUCUGCUGUAUUCCUUGGGCUUCAUGAUGCCUUUUGUUCUCUAAUGUUCUCUAACAAAUCUGAGAUUUAUACUUUUCAUAUAAUUGUUUAGGUGAUUACUGAAGGCAGUUUGGAUAAAACUUGAUUAAGUGACAGUAGUCUGAACAGGGCCAAAUAUAAAUCCAUAGCAGACUUUUUCAGAAUUGUAUGUAGUAAAUUGUAUUAUUUCGGUCUUCUUCAUUAAGGUCAUGUUCUACUUUGUGUUGAGCUCACAUAAAAUUCCACUAAAAUCGUCUGAAGUUUGUGGUUGUAAUGUGGUGCAACACUUCCACAGGUCUGAAUACCUUCCCCAGGUUCUGUCUGAAUUUUAAAAUGGUGUUUGUUGGUAUGAGUCGUCCUGUUUUAACAUGUUUUAGCCGUAGCAGGGCAGACAUCAGUGCAUGCUGUAGGCCUCAGUUUCAACCAACAGGAAGUGUUUUAUUUGUCUGAUGUUCCAUCUCGCCUGACCCUCUCUGUUGUUUGCCGAGAGUAUUCGGUGUCUCCUUUCAUUAGAAAAAUGUCAACUUCCUCACACUAAAAGUUUGUGGCUUCCUCUCUAAUAACAUUGCUAAUGAGUAAGCUAAUUAUAAACUCCUAUUAAUUGUCCCCUAUUAGCACCUGUAAAUGAAUGUUGACUUUUUAUCCUAGCACAGCAACCUCAGUGCUUCAUGUCAAAACUCUACCUAAGGUAAUAAAUUAUGCUUUGCGUAAUUUAUAUUGCCUUGUGUAAUUUAUACUGCCUUGUGUUUGGAAACUAGUGGAGCUCUUUUGUAGCACCUGUAGAUGUGUAGUCACUAAUUUUAGCCCAGGGUAGCGUUAUGCUAACAAUAGAAUGUAGCUACUGUUA